AGAAGCACCAGAAACAGCUGGAAAGGCAACAACUAGAAAAUGAAAAGAAGAGGAGGGAGACGAUUGAGAGAGAGAAAGAGCAAAUGUUGAGGGAGAAGGAAGAGCUGCUGGUGAGGCUACAAGAGUAUGAAGUGAAGACUCAGAAGGCAGAGAAAGAGCUCUCAGAUCAGAUCCAGAGAGCUAUUAAGCUGGAGGAGGAAAGGAGACGAGCCCAGGAGGAAGCAGAGCGUUUGGAAGCUGAUCGUUUGGCUGUUCUGCAAGCCAAGGAAGAGCUGGAGAGACAGACUAUUGACCAGAUAAAGAGCCAGGAACAGCUGGCUACAGAGCUUGCAGAGUAUACAGCCAAGAUUGCACUUCUGGAAGAGGCAAGGAAGCGUAAAGAGAGCGAAGUUGAAGAAUGGCAAAUCAGAGCAAGGGAAGCCCAGGAGGAUCUGGUAAAGACAAAGGAGGAACUGCACUUGGUAAUGACUGCUCCACCUCCACCCCCACCUGUCUAUGAGACCGUGAACUACCACGUUCACGAUAACCUGCACGACGAGGGGUCCGAGUACUCUGCCUUCAGCGCAGAGCUGUCCAGUGAGGGCAUCAGGAACGACCGCAACGAGGAGAAGCGCAUCACUGAGGCCGAGAAGAACGAGCGUGUACAGAGGCAGUUGAGGGCACUGACAGAUGAGCUGGCACAGGCUAGAGAUGAAGAUAAGAGGACCCAAAAUGAUAUUAUCCACUCAGAGAACGUGCGGCAGGGACGUGACAAGUACAAGACACUGCGACAAAUCCGGCAAGGCAACACCAAGCAGAGAAUUGAUGAGUUUGAGGCAAUGUAAUGAUGCUUAUAACAAGAAAGCAAGACUGUGGGAAAGGCAGAUCUUAAUGCUGUGUUUUUGUUUGUUGUUGUUUUCCCUGAGGAGGGGUUACUAUGAUAUUUAACAAAUGUCCUCUAAACCCAGAGGUGUUUGCAUCUCCCUUUCAUUCCAUCCUGUGUGUUAAAUUUGAUAUAGUUAAAAUUCAUCGUACCACUGAUCCUGGUAACUUGCUCAUGCCUUUGCUUAGUGCCAAAAGGCCUUAUGCUUAUGUCACAUCUCUCUUUAAGCAACACAAACCUGCAUCGAGUUGUAGAUGCGGGUCCUGUGCAGGUGCUGGAUUCAGCUGGGUCUAAAAAUAAGCAACUGUGGAUGAAUUUUGUGCCAUAUGUCUGUGUUACAGUCACAGUGUAAAGUCCAACAGUUGAGAAGACAACUCAGGAACUGCAAACACCUGUGUGUGUGCUUGUGCAUGCACCCUGUUUUUUUCCUUCGUCUUCAUGCCCACCUUCCCCUGAUACACAAAUAAAAGAACUGACAACACCUCAGAACUACUUUGCAUGGGAAUAAGGCUUUUUCUGGUUACUGUGCUCAAUUGGAGGUAUUCUGCAGUGACAGCUCACCAGCGUGGCGUAGGAACACUGACACCCUCCUUCCGUAACAACUAGGCAGAUACUCUGUUGGAAUAAUACACUACCGUGUUUGCAUUCCAGCUUCAUUACUGAUCAGUUAUAGUGUAGUAUUUAUAUAUAUAUAAAAUAUGCAAUACGUGGAUUGCUGUACUAGUUUAAAAGGGGAAUAGUUUUGCUCUGUAUAUUUUGUUACUUUUCAGAUUUAAUGAGACUUGCAUCUGUAAAGAAGUCUAAACACUGUAGUCUGCAGUGCAACUGAUUAUUUACUAUAAAGCAUUAUUUGUAAAGAUCACUUUUUUUACUUAAUGAUGAAAAAUUGAUAUGUACACAUGAUCCAAUAUAUACAAUUUUACUGCACCUAUUUUUCUAACAAAUUUUCUAAUUUUUUAAAUGUUUGAUUUAAAGUUUCAGACUCCAAACAUGAAGGGACUGCUUGUUUAUAUCACAGUUGUAUUCUCUCUAUUAGAGAGCAUUUCUGUGACUAUUCCUUCCCCACUAAUCUCCCCCUUUCCUUGAAAAUCUGUUAGAAAGUGAGAUACAGUAUGUUGUCAGCUCUUCUCUUCCAUUUACAACAUCUAUGCUGCUUUAUACUCCAGUUGAGUUUUGUUGUGUGGUGGUUUUUUAUUUGCAGCAGCAAACAUCUAAAUAAAAGAUCUGCAGAGUAACAAAG
This is a messenger RNA of Anas platyrhynchos (mallard), 2102 nucleotides long. Lineage: Eukaryota; Metazoa; Chordata; Aves; Anseriformes; Anatidae. The record is from RefSeq and is a predicted model, not a curated record.